This is a messenger RNA of Carlito syrichta (Philippine tarsier), 2279 nucleotides long. RefSeq names its product zinc finger and BTB domain containing 48 (gene ZBTB48). The transcript is spliced from 11 exons. The coding region runs from base 150 to 2216 and encodes 688 amino acids. Gene Ontology annotation, biological process: negative regulation of transcription by RNA polymerase II; regulation of immune system process; regulation of cytokine production. Lineage: Eukaryota; Metazoa; Chordata; Mammalia; Primates; Tarsiidae. The record is from RefSeq and is a predicted model, not a curated record. Gene Ontology annotation, molecular function: protein binding.
GCGCGCCCUGACGUCACGUCCGGCGCGGCGACGGCGGCGUCUCCACACGGUCUGCUGGGCUCGCACGGCCAGAGCAGUUGGAGCUUUCUCUUGCAUACCCUCGCUCCGGCUGGCCAGGUUGUCACUUCUGCUUUGCUGUCCUCUGGACCAUGGAUGGCUCCUUCGUCCAGCACAGUGUGAGGGUCCUGCAGGAGCUCAACAAGCAGCGGGAGAAGGGCCAGUACUGCGACGCCACCCUGGAUGUGGGAGGCCUGGUGUUCAAGGCGCACUGGAGUGUCCUUGCCUGCUGCAGCCACUUCUUCCAGAGCCUCUACGGGGAUGGCUCAGGGGGCAGUGUUGUCCUUCCUGCUGGCUUCGCUGAAAUCUUCAGCCUCUUGCUAGACUUUUUCUACACGGGUCACCUUGCCCUCACCUCAGGGAACCGGGAUCAGGUGCUCCUAGCAGCCAGGGAGUUGAGAGUACCCGAGGCUGUAGACCUGUGCCAGCGCUUUGAGCCCAAAACCUCAGCGGGACAGGCAACAGGUGGCCAGAGUGGGCUGGGGACACCUGCCUCCCAAGAUGCGAAUAGCCACCUCAAGGAGCCGGCAGGCUUGCAGGAAGAGGAAAUUUCGAGGACUCUGGGUUUAGUCUCCAGGGAUCAGGAGUCUAGAGGCAGUCACAACCCCCAGAGGUCCCAGCUCCGUCUCCCUGCUCAGAGUGAGAGCCCCUCUUCCCUCCGUGGGAAACUCAAGCAGGCUCUGAAGCCUUGUCCCCCAGAGGACAAGGAGCCUGAGGACUGCAAAGUGCCCCCAAGGCCCUUUGAGGCUGAAGGUGCCCAGCUGCGGGGCGGGAGUAAUGAGUGGGAAGUGGUGGUUCAAGUGGAGGACGACGGGGAUGGCGAUUACAUUUCUGAGUCUGAGGCUGUGCUGACCAGGAGGAAGUCAAACGUAAUCCGAAAGCCCUGUGCUGACGACCCAGCCCUGAGCACAGGCUCCCUGGUAGCUGAGCCCGCUGAGAACAGAAAAGGUACAGCGGUACCAGUCGAAUGUCCCACAUGUCAUAAAAAGUUCCUCAGCAAAUAUUAUCUAAAAGUCCACAACAGGAAACACACUGGGGAGAAACCCUUUGAGUGUCCCAAAUGCGGGAAGUGCUACUUUCGGAAGGAGAACCUCCUGGAGCAUGAAGCCCGGAAUUGCAUGAACCGCUCGGAACAGGUCUUCACGUGCUCCGUGUGCCAGGAGACGUUCCGCCGGAGGAUGGAGCUGCGGGUGCACAUGGUGUCCCACACGGGGGAGAUGCCCUACAAGUGUUCCUCCUGCUCCCAGCAGUUCAUGCAGAAGAAAGACUUGCAGAGCCACAUGAUCAAGCUGCAUGGAGCCCCCAAGCCCCACGCAUGCUCCACCUGCGCCAAGUGCUUCCUGUCCCGGACAGAGCUGCAGCUGCACGAGGCUUUCAAGCACCGAGGGGAGAAGCUGUUUGUAUGUGAGGAAUGUGGGCAUCGGGCCUCAAGCCGGAAUGGCCUGCAGAUGCACAUCAAGGCCAAGCACAGGAACGAGAGGCCGCACGUGUGCGAGUUUUGCAGCCAUGCCUUCACCCAGAAGGCCAAUCUCAACAUGCACCUGCGCACGCACACGGGCGAGAAGCCCUUCCAGUGCCACCUCUGUGGCAAGACAUUCCGCACCCAAGCCAGCCUGGACAAGCAUAACCGCACCCACACGGGAGAGAGACCCUUCAGCUGUGAGUUCUGUGAGCAGCGCUUCACAGAGAAGGGUCCCCUGCUGAGGCAUGUGGCCAGUCGCCACCAGGAGGGGCGGCCUCACUUUUGCCAGAUCUGUGGCAAGACCUUCAAAGCUGUGGAGCAGUUGCGCGUGCACGUCAGGAGGCACAAGGGGGUGAGGAAGUUUGAGUGCACUGAGUGCGGCUACAAGUUUACCCGGCAGGCCCACCUGCGGAGGCACAUGGAAAUCCACGACCGUGUGGAGAACUACAACCCGCGGCAGCGCAAGCUCCGCAACUUGGUCAUCGAGGACGAGAAGGUGGUGGUGGUGGCGCUGCAGCCCCCCGCGGAGCUGGAAGUGGGCUCGGCCGAGGUCAUCGUGGAGUCCCUGGCCCAGGGCGGCCUGACCCCCCAGCUUCCCAGCCAGAGAUUGUGUGCAGAGGAGAGCUUCGCUGGCCCCGGCGUCCUGGAGCCCGCCCUCGUCAUCACGGCUGCUGUCCCUGAGGACUGUGACACGUAGCCCACUCUGCCCAGCAGAGUCUGCUUGGCCCUAGCCCCUAAUAAACCAUGAGGCUUUGGACUC